Molecule: messenger RNA, 828 nt
Organism: Rhodofomes roseus
Lineage: Eukaryota; Fungi; Basidiomycota; Agaricomycetes; Polyporales; Fomitopsidaceae
Exons: 5
Coding region: 1-828 (275 amino acids)
Source: RefSeq, a predicted model, not a curated record
AUGCCCUCCAACAACUCUGUCACCGAUGGCCUCUUCCUCAAGAUCAUCAACGUUAUAGUCUACUUUCUCUUCCUGGGAUCCAACAUAUACGCCAUAGCUGGGCCCACGGACAUUUACUAUUCUGGCAAGGAAACAUACCUCACCCCGGCACCAUGGGCAUUCUUGAUCUGGUCGCUCAUACACCUCCUGCUCCUCGGAACUAUUAUCUAUCAGUUCUUCGAGGGCGGAAAGAAAGUCGUCAUUGAUGGCAUCGGAUGGCGUUUUCCGCUGCUCGCAGUUCUCAACGCAGUGUACAUUCACCUCUGGGCAGCGCACCAGUACAUCAUCGCCUUUGUAUUUGCGCUCUUCGUCAGCUCCGCCGUAACGCACAUCUACUACGUCGUAAAGAAGUAUCAUGAGCCCGCCAGCAUCCCAGACGAGAUCUUCGUUCACCUGCCGUUCUCGCUCUACCACGGCUGGACGACUUUGCUCGUCGUGCUCACCGCCUUCGAGGCAUUCGGUGUCGACGCUACCACCACUCGCGCUGGAGUUUGGACGAAGGUCUUUGUCUUCCUGGCCCUGCUAUUCCUCGAGGCUACUGCUGCGACGUACGCCUUCUCAUCCCCGGAGGGCGACCUCCCGGCGAGCAUUGCCAUCGCCUGGUCGCUGUGGGCCAUCUUCGCCCACCAGCGCUACCCUGCCUUCGUCCACUGGAGUGCACUUGCCUUCUCCAUUCUCGCUCUGGUCUGGGUCGCCAAGGCUAUCGUUGGCCUCUUCGUCAAGCUCCGCAGGGGUGGCCGCGGGAUCUCCCUCGAUGAGGAGCGUGCGUCCCUCCUUGGCAACAACUGA